This is a messenger RNA of Thamnophis sirtalis, 1009 nucleotides long. NCBI's taxonomy places the organism in Eukaryota, Metazoa, Chordata, Lepidosauria, Squamata, Natricidae. The record is from RefSeq and is a predicted model, not a curated record.
AUGAGGAUGAGCAAGGGUCGCCUUGGACCGCUUCCCAAAUUCACAGGCCCCGCAGACCCCAAAGGCGCCGGCGGGGGCAAAGACACCGACGGCGCCUCCAGCGACUCGGAUUGUAAGGAAAGCCCCGAGCAGACGCUUCGGAAAGACGCCUCGCCGCCUUUGCAACAGCAGCAGCAGCAGCUCUUGCAUCCCGAGGACCCCCCGCCGCCCCCUCCCUCCCAGUAUAGACCCCCUUCGACGGACCUGCACCCCGGCCUGCCUGCCAGCCACGCCACGUCGGUCAUCCACACGCCCCAAGCGCCUCCGCAGGCGGCCGGCCCGGGGGCUCUUUCCAAGCCCAAACUGUGGUCCCUGGCGGAGAUCGCCACCUCGGCGGACAAGGCCAAGGAAGGGGGCAGCGGCGAGACGCCCCCGCAGACUCCUUCGUGCUUAAACGGCCCGGCGGCGCAAUCCCCGACGGCGCGCUCGCCUUCCGCCGCCCCUUGUCCCUUCCCCAACGGCGCCGCCGCCUCGGUGCUCCCGCGGCCCCUCUACUACGCCACCAGCCCUUUUUACCCCGGCUACACGAACUACGCUUCCUUCGGACACCUGCACGGCAGCGCGGCCCAGGCGGGCGCCCCCAGCCCCCACUUUAACGGAUUAAACCAGACCCUUUUGAACAGAGCGGAGAGCUUGGCCAAAGACGCGAAGAUUCUCCGGAGUCAGAAUCAGUACGACUUUAGCAAAGAGUCGCCUUACGAACUCAAGAAAGGUAUGUCGCACAUUUAAAUCUCCGACUUAAGUUGAGCUCAGAAACGGGACUUGUGGAUUUGGGCCCGCCUUUGAUUCGGGGGAAGAGAAAGUUGUGUGUCCCGUUCCCCCCACCUCCUCCUCCUCCUCCGCCUCCGCAGCCUGUUCGGUAUUUUCUGGUAUUCUUUUUUUCUUUCUUUUUUCAUCGUGAGCGAUUUUUCCACGUUUCUUUCCCACCGAGCCCGUCUGGAUUGGGGUUUUUCCCCCCUCCCACCCGUUG